This is a messenger RNA of Tetranychus urticae (two-spotted spider mite), 2950 nucleotides long. RefSeq lists its product as uncharacterized. The record is from RefSeq and is a predicted model, not a curated record. NCBI's taxonomy places the organism in Eukaryota, Metazoa, Arthropoda, Arachnida, Trombidiformes, Tetranychidae.
UUUAUUGAAAUUUAUAUAAACUUUAAAAAUGUCAGGCACUGGUGAAGAAAAGCCUCCAAACGAAGGUAAACCCGCUGAGGUUCCAAAAGUAAGUAAAUCUUCUUCCAAAACAACAACUUCUUCGUCUCAAACUCAAUUGUCCGUUGGUGCUAAAAAAGUUAGCUCGUUAUCGCCCUUGAAAACAUCAAAAUCGCUCAGCCCAAUAACACCAAAGAAAGUUCAAUCGAAAUCAUUAUUUGCUGCUAAAAAAACAACUGAGUCUCAAACUCAAUUGUCCAUUGGAGCUAAAAAAGUUGGGUCGUUAUCGCCCUUGAAAACAUCAAAAUCAAUCAGCCCAAUAACACCAAAGAAAGUUCAAUCGAAAUCAUUAUUUGCUGCUGGAAAAACAACUGAGUCUCAAACUAAAUUGUCUCUUGGAGCUAAAAAAGUUGGGUCGUUGUCACCUUUGAAAACACAAUCAAAAUCUUUAUUUCCAAACAAAGCAACAUCUCCGUCUCUACCUAAGUUGUCUAUUGGUGCUAAAAAGGUUGGCUCAUUAUCACCUUUGAAAAGUCAAUCGAAAAACCUCGGUUCACCUAAAAUCAGCCCAAUAUCACCAAAGAAAGUUCAAUCAGCAUCAUUUCCUAGCAAAGCAACAUCUCCAUCUCAACCUAAAUUGUCUAUUGGAGCUAAAAAAGUUGGGUCGUUGUCACCUUUGAAAAAUCAAUCGCAAUCAUUAUUUCCUAAAAAAGCAACAUCUCCGUCUCUACCUAAGUUGUCUAUUGGUGCUAAAAAGGUUGGCUCAUUAUCACCAUUGAAGACUCAAUCGAAAACACUCGGUACACCUAAAGUAGGCUCAGUGUCGCCUUUGAAAACCCAAUCAAAAACACUGGGUACACCUAAGGUUCGCUCAUUGUCACCAAUGAAAAGUCAAUUGAAAACAGUUGGUACACCUAAAGUUGGCUCCUUGUCACCAAUGAAGACUCAAUCAAAAACACUGGGUCCACCUAAAGUCCCCUCAAUGUCACCAAUGAAAACUCAGUCUAAAACACUGGGUACACCUAAGGUUCGCUCAUUGUCACCAAUGAAAGGUCAAUCAAAAUCAGCGUUCGUUCCCAAAAAAACAACUCCGUCUCAACCUAAAUUGUCUUUGGCUCCUAAAAAAGCUGGCUCGAUGUCACCAUUGAAAACUCAAUCAAAAACACUCGGUACACCUAAAGUAGGCUCGAUGUCACCAUUGAAAACUCAAUCCAAAACAACUUCAACUCAAACUCCUGUAAGAAUGGGUUCGAAAUCACCAAUGAAAACUCAAUCAAAAUCAUUGUUUCCUCCUAAAAAAGCUGGCUCGAUGUCACCAUUGAAAACUCAAUCAAAAACACUCGGUACACCUAAAGUAGGCUCGAUGUCACCAUUGAAAACUCAAUCCAAAACAACUUCAACUCAAACUCCUGUAAGAAUGGGGUCGAAAUCACCAAUGAAAACUCAAUCAAAAUCAUUGUUUCCUCCUAAAAAAACAACUCCAUCUCAGCCUAAAUUGUCUUUGGCUCCUAAAAAAACUGGCUCGAUAUCACCUUUGAAAACUCCAUCAAAAACACUCGGUACUCCUAAAAUAGGCUCAGCUUCACCAACGAAAGUUCAAUCGAAAUCAUUAUUUCCUUCUAAAAAAACAACUCCGUCUCUACCUAAGUUGUCUAUUGAACCUAAAAAAGUUGGCUCCUUAUCACCUGUGAAAACUCAAUCUAAAACAGCUGCAACUCCUAAAUUAGCAACUCCAGCAGCCAAAUCAAAGACAGCUCUAACCCCUGAAAAAUCUAGCUCGUUAGGGCCAAUGAAAUCAGCUCCGUCUCUACCAAAAUUACCAGCUAAAACAACUCCGAUGGCAGCAGCAAAAUCAAAGACAGCUCUAACCCCUGAAAAAUCUAGCUCGUUAGGGCCAAUGAAAUCAGCUCCGUCUCUACCAAAAUUACCAGCUAAAACAACUCCAAUGGCAGCAGUUAAAUCAUUGCCUACAGUUAAGACAACCGCUCCAGUGUCACCAACAAGAUCUCAAUCAAUAACAGGCAGAUCUCCAAAAUUAGCAACUCCAGCAGUCAAAUCAAAGACAGCUCUAACUCCUGACAAAUCUAGUUCUUUAGGAACAAUGAAAUCUACCACUCCGUCUCUGUCAACAUCACCAGCUCAAAUAACUCCGGUACCUGCAAUGAAAUCGUUGCCAACGAUUAAGACAAUUGAUUUGGUAACACCAACUAGAACUCAAUCAUUAACAGGCAAAACUCCUAAAUUAGCACCUCAAGCAGGUAAAUCGUUGACUGCUCUAACUCCUGAAAAAUCUAGUUCUUUAGGAUCAUUGAAAUCAUCCACUCCGUCUCAGCCAAAGUCAACACCUCAAACAACUCCGGUACCUGCAGCAAAAUCAUUGCCUAAGAUUAAGACAACCACUCCAGUGGUACCAACGAGAACCCAAUCAUUAACACUCGGUUCACCUAAAAUCGCUUCAAUGGCACCAAUCAAAGACCAACCAAAACCAUUAUUUGCAGCUGAAAAAAGCACCAUCCCGGUCAAAGUCUAAGUCGUCAAUUGGUUCUGAAAGAACUGAUUCAGCAACAGCAUUACCAGCAACAGCAUUACCAGCAAAAGCAUUACCAGCAAAAGCAUUACCAGCAAAGACUCAAGAGAAACCAGUUCCAACCAUUAAACGAAUUAAAUCAGCUUCACAACUUUUUGAACCUAAGCGAAAACCCUCUGUUGAAGUAGCUCCCAAUGUUGCGAAGACCAGUUCGUUACCACAAAUGAGGACCACACAAUCUGAAACAACAGGAGAAGAAGAAAGCGUCAUUGAUUGGAUAAUUAAGUUCAUAGUAAAUUGUAACAUCGUAUGAAUCAGGUUAUGGGUAUCAAACUAACCAAGAUUAAUUUUUUAUUGCAUACAAAUUUUAUUUAUUCUUAAAUUGAAACAUUCUUUCUUACUGAA